Molecule: messenger RNA, 1707 nt
Organism: Micropterus dolomieu (smallmouth bass)
Lineage: Eukaryota; Metazoa; Chordata; Actinopteri; Centrarchiformes; Centrarchidae
Product: small integral membrane protein 32-like
Exons: 2
Coding region: 636-977 (113 amino acids)
Source: RefSeq, a predicted model, not a curated record
UUUGUCCCUCAUUAAUCCUUCCUUUCGUCUCAUUUUAGUCAUACUGGAUCGAUAAUCCCGUAAGGGCAGACUGUCUGUAGCAUCUCUCCAACACGUAUCGACCCAGUACUGGAUAAAAGAACAGGCAGAGCUGCGCCCUGUACGCGCAAGCAAAGGCGAUCUUGUUGCACUACGCACCACGGCGCAAAAGCAGACAUUUGUGUGCGCACUAGCGAUUGCCUCUGAACUCCACCACAUCUGGCCGACCGCAGAUUCAUUUGGAUAUCCCCACAGCAGCCCACCAUAACGCAGUCUGCACAUAUCCACGCGCAUGGCAGGACGAUUUGGAUUUAAACGCCAACAAGUGGAAUUGUGCUCUUUCACCGGGGCUCUGAUCAUGGAUUUGACCUUUUCGAUUUAAUGUGACGGGAGACGCCGCGUUAAUAUCCCACUCAGCGACAUAUGGUCCGUGGACACAGAUUUGAAGAUAUCGACCCGCCGUUUCUCCAAAGCGCGUCCUCGGCGGGGCUGGAGCGGACAGGACUGGGGACGCUGAGGAAUGCGGAGCCGGGAUUUUGUCUUUUCCAGCUCACCUGCGGAACUCUUCGCAGCGCAUACCAAACGGACCGACGCAGCCGGUGAGCCCGCGGGGCGCCAUGCUGAGGCAGAUCCUCCUCAACUCCACCAACACCCCAGACUUCGACCUGGUGCUCAUGGCACAGUCCUCCACGCACGCACCCUCCUCCCUGAACGCCUCCCACGGUGGCUCGGUGAGCGUGGCCGCUCUUCUGAGACCCACCUCAGGGCGAGGGGGAGGCGGGCUUCGGGAGGGCGAGCUCCACAAACCGGACCUGAUCACCUACAUAGUAAUGUGCCUGCUGCUCUUCCUCUUAGUGUUGCUAAUUGUGUUCUUCAUCAACUGCCAGCUCCGGAACUCUUUCUUCGCCUCCAUGCCAUAUGACAGGUCGCUGAGAGAGGCCCGGACCUCCUACAAGUAGGCUAGACCCCCGGAACAAAUCUCCGGGACUCUGUGCUCUUUAGUGAGGCUCCUUGUGGGGGUUUAAAGACUGGUCACCCCUGAACUGCUGCUGCACGUACUGGACACAUGAAGUUGUUGCCUUUAUCCGCUGUCUUGGACAUUUUGGAAGGCCUAAAUUACCUGGAAUCCCCAACAACGCCUAGCAUGAAUAGUCAGGCCCACAGCCCCAUCCCAAAAAGAUAGCACUUCAGUUCAUGGGGGGGCGUUUGAGAAAAUGAGUGGUGUAUAUGUGCCUACUGCAGGUGGGAAGAUAACGGUAUAACUCUGAUCAAAUUAGUCACUCAUAUUUUCUGGUAAUUAACGACUGAAAUGUGAAACAAUCCAUCAUCCUCUGCAACCCCCCUGUGGCCCCCACUGCACUUUGGAAACAAAUAGUUUAUUCCUUUCCAGUACGCACCCCCAAAGCUUGUAUUAAUAGUUGCUUAUUAAUCUGACCUGCAAAGCCUGCGGUUUGGAUCCAAAUUCACAGUAUUUCACACUGGUCCUGAUAAGAUGAAUCCGUUUUUUUUCUCCAUUAAAACGUGACUUAUGGCUACAGUAGUUUGUAUAUAAAAUAUUUUGUAUGACUGUAACUAAAUUGUCUUGUGAAAUGAUGCAAUCAACACACAACUCCCCUUUUGUUCGUUGUAACAUUGUGAUUAAAUGACAGACUGUAGGCCUAUACCCUCACAUAAAGAUAUUCAAAUACA